AUGAAGAUCAGCCGUUGUGCAUUGUUUGGUGCUGCUGCUGGUGUUGUCCACGGCAUACCACUUAUGAAACGUCAGGUCAAUAAUGACGCAACCAUUCUUAACUAUGCAUUGACUCUUGAACAUCUCGAAGCAACUUUCUAUCAGCAGGGCCUACAAAACUACAGUCACGAGGCCUUUCUGAGUGCUGGAUUCCCGGAUCCCUUCUAUUCCAAUUUGCAACAAGUUGCAUCAGACGAGCAGACUCAUGUUCAGUUCCUGACAAGUGCUCUAGGCGCUGCGGGUGCCCCAGCAGUUGCGCAGUGCAACUACACGUUCCCAGCCACUGAUCCGAAGAGCUUUAUUUCACUUGCAAAUGUAUUAGAGGGGGUCGGAGUUAGUGCUUACCUUGGAGCAGCUGCGUCUAUCACCAACAAGACAUAUCUCACUGCGGCUGGAAGUAUCCUCGCCGUGGAGGCCCGCCAUAAUGCCUACCUUCGAGCUGCACAAGGCCAAGUCCCCUUUGCUCAGCCUUUCGAUAACCCCCUUGAUUUGAAUGAGGUUUUCACGGUUGCCUCGCCUUUUAUUACCUCAUGUCCUUCCACCAACCCCGCGCUUCCAGUGAAAGCUUUCCCGUCUCUGACAAUGACCCCUACUGGAAAUGUCAUGAACGGAUCCACGGCGACUUUGGUGGCUGGUCCCGGUUUGAACUCGACAAGUAGUUCGAACCUAUCAGCCGCGUUUAUAACGGUCACUGGGCCUGUCUGGGCGCCUCUCAAAUCGCUUGGCAAUAGUCAGUUCGUCGCGACUAUUCCUAAUGGUGUUGAGGGUCAGAGCUAUAUUGUCUUGACGAGUAGUAUGAGCGGCGUGAGUGAUGAUAAUAUCGUUGCUGGACCAGCCAUAGUUGAGGUGUCGCCAACGUGA
Messenger RNA from Penicillium lagena, 900 nucleotides. Its product is annotated as ferritin-like domain-containing protein. The transcript has 4 exons. The coding region runs from base 1 to 900 and encodes 299 amino acids. The record is from RefSeq and is a predicted model, not a curated record. NCBI's taxonomy places the organism in Eukaryota, Fungi, Ascomycota, Eurotiomycetes, Eurotiales, Aspergillaceae.